GGCGUCCGUGUAGUCCGGCCACCGCGGUGGCUCUUUGGCCGUGUGAUUCGCCUCCUUGUCGGGGCUCUCCGCGUCCGCGCAUGGGCUCCAACACAGCUACGGCGGUGAGCCACUGCCGCCCGUUUUCUUGAACACGGAAACGAACUCGCAACUUCAUGUCCGAAGGCGCCAGAGCUGGCUGGUCGAAGAGGGGUUGUGGGGAUUCGCACCGCCGAGAACCAGGGAAACACAAACACAGGAAAUGCGAGCGACCCCUUAGUGCUCAGCUGUCACAGCCUGUGAUCGCUCGCUCGGGCUCCAAAAGGUGAUUGACGCUCAGAAAAGGGACUUUGUUAACAUCGUCUGGACACAAAGGGGCACUGUCCUCUGAUUGGCUCGGACAACCCCCUCUGACAUGCCCGUGGCCAAUCAGAGGUGUGUGAUGUCGGGGGCGGAUGUGGAGGUGUACCUGUCCCAGGUGCACGACGGCAGCGUGUCGUCGGGCUUCCGGGCGCUCUACGAGGAGCGCCUGCUGCUGGACGUCACGCUGCUGAUAGAGGAGCACCACUUCCAGGCCCACAAGGCGCUCCUGGCGACUCAGAGUGACUACUUCCGGGUCAUGUUCACUGCAGACAUGAGGGAGAGGGACCAGGACAAGAUCCACAUGAAGGGGCUGACGGCCGCCGGCUUCGGCCACAUCCUGCGCUUCAUGUACUACGGCUCGCUGGAGCUCAGCAUGCCCACCGUGCAGGAGAUCCUGCAGGCGGCCAUGUACGUCCAGCUGACCGAGGCGGUGGAGUUCUGCUGCUCCUUCCUGCUGGCGAAGAUCUGCCUGGAGAACUGUGCUGAGGUCAUGCGGCUCCUGGAGGACUUCAGCGUGGGCGUGGAGGGCGUCCAGGAGCAGCUCGACAACUUCCUGCUUGACAACUUUGUGCCUCUCAUGAGCCGAGCCGACUUCCUGUCCUACCUCAGCCUCGAGAGACUGCAGGCGUACCUGAACAGCGACGCCCUGAGCCGUUUCCCCGAGAUCGAGCUGUACGAAGCCGUCCAGGCCUGGCUGAGACACGACCGGCGGCGCUGGAGGCACACGGACACCAUCGUGCAGUCCAUCCGCUUCUGUCUCAUGACGCCCGCCAACAUCUUCGAGAAGGUGAAGACGUCUGAGUUCUACCGGUACUCCAGGCAGCUGAGGCAGGAGGUGGAUCAGGCCCUCAGCUACUUCCAGGAUGUCAACCAGCAGCCUCUGGUGGAGACGCAGUCCAACCGCAUCCGCUCCGUGCGGCCGCAGACGACGGUCUUCAGGGGGAUGAUCGGCCACAGCAUGGUCAACAGCAAGAUCCUGCUGCUGCAGCGGCCAAAGGUGUGGUGGGAGCUGGAGGGCCCUCAGGUGCCGCUCAGACCGGACUGUCUGGCCAUCAUCAACAACUUUGCCUUCCUGCUGGGCGGGGAGGAGCUGGGGCCCGACGGGGAAUUCCACGCCUCCUCUAAAGUUUACCGUUACGACCCGCGGCAGAACUCGUGGCAGCGCAUGGCGGACAUGUCCGUGCCCAGGUCGGAGUUUGCUGUUGGCGUCAUUGGAAAGUACAUCUACGCGGUGGCGGGACGCACCCGAGACGAGACCUUUUACUCCACCGAGCGAUAUGACAUCACAGAGGACCGCUGGGAGUUCGUGGAUCCUUAUCCUGUCAACAAGUACGGCCACGAGGGGACGGUUCUGAGCGGGAAGCUGUACAUCACCGGCGGCAUCACCUCAUCCUCCACGUCCAAGCAAGUGUGCGUGUUCGAUCCCGGGCGGGAGGCGGGCGGCGGCGGCGGAGGAGGGAGCUCGGGCGGCUCAGAUUCACACAGGACGCGCUCCGGCCGCGGCCCGCUGCUGCCCGGCACGCACGCCAGCUGCUGGGAGAACAAGUCCAAAAUGAACUACGCUCGGUGCUUCCACAAGAUGAUCUCCCACAACGGGAAGCUGUACGUGUUUGGAGGCGUGUGCGUCAUCCUGCGAGCGUCUUUCGAGUCGCAGGGGUGUCCGUCCACAGAGGUGUACGACCCCGACACCGACGAGUGGACCAUCCUGGCCUCCAUGCCCAUUGGGCGUAGCGGCCACGGGGUGGCGGUUUUGGACCGACAGAUCAUGGUACUUGGCGGUUUGUGUUACAACGGCCACUACAGUGACUCCAUCCUCACCUUUGACCCCGACGAAAACAAGUGGAAGGAAGACGAGUAUCCCAGGAUGCCUUGCAAACUGGACGGUCUGCAGGUGUGCAGCCUGCACUUCCCAGAGUACGUGCUGGAGCACGUGCGGCGCUGCAGCUGAGGUCUGCUGCUCCACCGAGGAACCAGGUGUUCACAGGUGGGGGGUGGGGGGACUUCUGACGCUUUCAAACCAGAGACCAGCACUUACUUAGAGGUGAGAAAACGCCGCUCUUCCGAACGAGGGCAAAGCGCGGCGCUGCAGGCCGCCACAUUUUAACCGUCUGCUCGACCCGUUUCAGAAUUCUCCCUGAAGCCGGUUUGUUGGUUUUUGGGGUGAAUCCCUCUGCUGGUUCUGUUUCCUGUCCCCCCCCCUCCACAUGUUGUGUGUCGGCUGUCUGGGCACGCUGCUGCAGAAACGCACUGGAAGCAGGACUCCACGUCAGGCAUCAGACUGCCUCCUCAGGUCAAAGGUGCCGCCAGAUGACAACCCCCCCCAUCACUCUUCACAGCAGCUCUGCGUCUUCACAUCCAAAAGCAUCUGAUGAUGUCACAGCUGUCAUUCCAACCGCAGCAUUAACACAGUUCACACUCCAGUCCUGCCUCAAUAUCAGGUUUACAGGUAAAUAUCACUGAUCUAGGUGAGCUUUUCUCUAAAGCGGAUUAACAUCCUCAAUAGACAAAUAAUCUGUUUGAUUUGAGAUUAAAAGUGUCUGCAUCCUAGAUGACAGAGCCUGUGAGGAGCUCUUAGAAAUCAUCUCAUUUCUCCUCCACCAAACCUCAGCGAACAUUUCUGGAAAGUACAACCCAAUCCCCAUAUUUAGUCACAACGGAUAACUAGGUCCAAGUCUUUGCCGUUCUCGGUAUGUCUGCCCCGACAUCGGAGAGGCCUUCUUGCACAGAGAGCUGCUUCUCUGUGGGUUCAGGUAGUGCGAAACCCCAGAGGCUUCCUGAGGAAAUCCAAACAGACCAGCAGCUCCUCUCAGCGGCCUGUUUGGCUCCAGAAGUCCUGCCGUUCUUCACCUCGGCUCACGCCGUGAGCGUUCCGAUGCUCAGCUCUGCCUCCGUCUUCACCACAGCUGGAUCAAACAGUGUGGCUGUAAGUGUGAGGUUGAAAAAACCAAAAACGUGGAGAAUCCCCCAAAAUUGGAAGAGGCUGGAGUUUCCAGACGUUUAGUGCAGGAGGUGGGACGCCGAGGGUCUGCUUCCAGUGCGUUCCAAACCGUUCAUGUUCAUGUUCAGAACACUACACUGAAGACGAGGAGGAGGAGGAUGGUACACCACACAGGUGAAGAAGAAGAGGUGUCUGUGUUUGUCACUCUGUCCUGCACUUUAUUUCUUCUAAUUGUUUGUGUACAUGACCCCCCCCCCAGCAGCUAAACAGUUGUGAAGCAAAGAGGAUCGACAGUGUCUGAAUGUAACGACAGCAGCAGCUGGAGGCUCUGUCUGCACAGCGUUGACCUUUGAACCUGAACCUCACAUUUCCAAACACUAACCAUCUGUUUUAUACAGCAAAUCAGGAAUAUGAAGGCAUGACAUGAAAAGAGCUGGCAGCAAUAGAAACAUCACAUUAACUGAGGUUUACUUUUGAAUUAACUGUUCACAUGGAAAUAUCUUCAAAAUGGGAUUCUCAUCUUUCAUUUCACAUUAUUGCGGUCUAACCUUAUGCACCAAUUCAGCUCCUAAGCUAAUGCUACAGUAGAGCUAGCUGCAGCUAACUGCACUGUUUGGUAGUUGGUUGUAAUUUUAGCACAAGAUGAGGUUAUUUCAUAGAUAUUUGUAACAUAAAUAUUGUAGCUAAAGGAUGUGAGCGCCCAUAACAAACAGGAAGCAGUUCGUUGGGAUUUUUAAUUCCAAUUUUUUCUUUAACUACAUAAAUUUCUCUUUCAUAAAUACAUACUUGUCUCCUAAUGAAAGACCUCAUUAAUUGUGGGUCUACUUUAAGGUUGACCUCAUUCCAGAAGACAUUAACAGAACAACCGUUAAAGUCGUUUAGAUCAAGUCAGACCUUUCAUUAAACAGAUGGUUCAUUUCAAAGUAAACCUCAGAGCAGAGCCUCAGCCUCAGUUCCAGCAUCCAGUCUGUGCAUCAUGGGGGCUGUUGGGUUCAGACAGGCCCUGUAAACCGUUGGAUUGCACAUUUCAGCAUUCAGACGCCUCGUUCCUGCAGCCCAGCGGCUGUUUGGUGUUGAUUACCGGUAUUUUUUUUAUUUUAUUAUUUAAGCAACUGUGAAAAGGGCUAGAGCACCCACUGAUGCAGUUCUGUCUGUUAGCUGCUUAUUUAAGUUAUUUAUUUUCUCAAGUAUUGCUUUUCGCCAAGCUAUGCAGUACCAGUGGUCAAGUAGUUCAAACUGUGGAGAAGGGAAUCCUGAAUCCUGUUCUUUUUGCUCAUUUCCGGUCAGCUCCGGUUUUCUUUGGAGUCCUGCCUGAAACACCAGGCUGGAGGUCAAACUGCAGUUGGUCUCUGACAGCCUGCAGUAACGUUGCUGUUCUCUGUCGGCAGACGCUCGUGUAAAUGAGGACGGGACGCCUUCUUCUUCAUUUUAACACAGUGUCAUUUCUCUGCUGUCAGCACAGCGUUCAUGCACGGCUGUUUUGAUUUAAGAGGAUUUGUGACACUGGAAUAAAUCUGCUCAUCCACAUUCCUUCUCAGAGGAGCUUUUAGGAGAACGGUUGGAAAGGCCACAAAAGUCUUAAGGUUUUUCCUCUUGAAUCAGGCAUGUUGUGUUUUGAUAGUGUGGAACAAAUCAUCUCAUUCUACAUAACUACAAUCUGUAAAUCCCCACAAGAAAAAAACUGAAGACUGUUAUAUUCAGACGAUGUAUUUAUCAAUGAUCUUGCUGUCAAACUCUCGUAGACAUAAUCUUGAUAUCCAUGUAGAUGACAAACCUCCAACUUCUGUCCUUUCAGCCACUCAACUGUUCUGUUGUCAGUUUUUCAGGGUACAAACAUCUCCACCCGUUCCCAUUCACUCUCAUGAUGUCACCACGUCUGCUGCUGCAUUGUCUGCCUCCUCUUCCUCAUGUCGUUCUUUGAAGAAGCUUGGAACCAUAACGGGUGUCAGGCACGUUCAGUCACAGCGCAUCGUCCUUUAGUCCUCCAGUCUUCAGUCUGUCUGUAGGAGACCAGAAUAGAGAAGAGAAAUAAUUCAUACCUGCAUCAGAAAAAGUCAGUAAAAUCAGAUUAAUGGAUGUUAUAAUCUGAGUAGAGACUUUGGAAACGAUUUGUAACUUCUUUCCAGAAAUAAAUGUUCCUAUUGGUCAACUUUCA
Oryzias latipes (Japanese medaka) is the source of this 5435-nucleotide messenger RNA. It is a transcript of the gene klhl15, whose product is annotated as kelch-like family member 15. Gene Ontology annotation, biological process: protein ubiquitination; nuclear protein quality control by the ubiquitin-proteasome system. Gene Ontology annotation, cellular component: nucleus; Cul3-RING ubiquitin ligase complex. Gene Ontology annotation, molecular function: protein binding. Lineage: Eukaryota; Metazoa; Chordata; Actinopteri; Beloniformes; Adrianichthyidae. The record is from RefSeq and is a predicted model, not a curated record.